AUGAUUACUAUUAAAAAAGCACCAAAAUCUUUGAAAAGUCAAGACAGUGUGCCUAGUAGUUUAUCGAGUACUUUGAGUCAUAAACAAUCCUUGAAGACAAUGAAUGAUGAUAUGAAUCUUUCAUCAGGUGGAACCACAAAUAGCGCUAUAAAUCUUGAUCCGUCUCUGAUUGGAACGGAUGAAUCUCGGCAAAGCGAUUGUGAAGAAGAGUUAAGCAACAACAGCACGGAUAUGAUAAUGAUGAAUGCAGCUGGAGACCCAACAAUAGAUAUGGUCGAUGACGGUCACAGUGAUGACGAAUAUGGAGAGCACGGACAACAACACUUCGACCAGUCUCAAUUUGAAAAGAUGCUCAGUCAGCGGCACUAUAAGGUUGUACGAGAAAGAGGAGAAGGCACCUUUUCAAAAGUACUGGAAGCAAAAAAUUUGAAAACAAACCAAAGAGUAGCAAUCAAGUGCAUGAAGAGUAAAUUUAAGGAUCGAGAUAGGGUCAAUAGACUGAGAGAAAUUCAAGCUCUAAAGAUUCUAUCGCCCAAUGAUAACGUUAUUUCCUUACUAGAGGUUGUAUAUGACCCAAAGAAUGGAAAUCUGGCGCUAGUUUUUGAAUUGAUGGAUAUGAAUAUAUACGAAUUGAUCAAGCGCCGGAAGAAAUACUUUCCAGAGCAUCAACUCAAAUCAUACAUGUAUCAAAUUUUAAAGUCGAUUGACCAUAUGCAUCGACAUAACAUUUUUCAUAGAGAUGUUAAGCCUGAAAACAUUUUAGUUAUGAAGCUACAUAACCCUCCACCUGUUCCCACAUCAAGCAGCGGACCUAACUCCGUUCUUUCCACUAAUUUUCUUUAUUACUACUACCUAAAUGGUUCAUCUUCUGCUAUGAACAGCUCCGCGUCACCUUCUUCGAGUAGAUCUGAAACACCAACAUCUGACUCUUUCAGCUAUCCUGUUUUAAAAUUGGCAGAUUUUGGAAGUUGUCAAGGAACAAAGGGCAAAAAACCCUAUACAGAAUACAUAUCCACAAGGUGGUAUAGAGCUCCUGAAUGCUUACUUACGGAUGGUUUUUAUGAUCAAAAGAUGGAUAUGUGGAGUGUUGGAUGUGUAUUUUAUGAAAUGAUAACAUUUGAGCCUCUAUUUCCAGGAGAAAAUGAGCUCGAUCAAAUUCAUCUCAUUCACAAAAUUGUUGGAACGCCAAGCGAGGAAAUUUUGAAUAAGUUCAGGAAACAUGCAAGCAGAUAUUUGACAAAUGGUAAAUUUCCAAAAAGAGGAGGAAAAGGACUAAAGUCCAUGAUACCUAAUGUUUCGAAAGAUUGCUUGGAUCUGCUUCAAAAAUUGUUGAUUUACAACCCUGAAGAAAGAAUAACUGCAAGCAAAGCAUUGAGGCAUCCGUAUUUCAAAGAGCUGUACGCCUUAGAUCAAAGCUUUGGAGCUGCGGCUAGCCCUUCUCCUCACCUAGGUAAUAUUUUCUCAUCUACCGCUGCUUCUGGUACUCUACAGCAAGCUCCAGCCUUAAUCCAACCCCACCAAAACUCAAACCAAGCAAACCACCACGAAAAUAAUCAAUCGAAUAUGGUUGUUCUUCCUACAAUAUAUGGCAACAAUAAGCAAAAGCCAAUGGUAAUGCCCAAGAAACAACUUCAUCAACCUCAUCAACAAAUAGGGCCAACGUUUGUUUCGUCAAACAAAGGUAUUGGGAUACCCACCCAACAGCAUACCAACAACUCUGUCUCUGGCUCUCUGAGCCAAUUUUUUACUGCAUUGAAAAAACCAUCUAAUAUGAAAACAGUGAACCUCUCUCCGUACCUUAACGACCACAACAACAUGGUUCAAAACUCACUACCCUCAUCCAAUUAUUAUAAUAAUUUUCAUAGAAAAUAA
This is a messenger RNA of Naegleria fowleri, 1872 nucleotides long. RefSeq lists its product as uncharacterized. The record is from RefSeq and is a predicted model, not a curated record. Gene Ontology annotation, cellular component: nucleus; cytoplasm. Gene Ontology annotation, biological process: intracellular signal transduction; protein phosphorylation. Gene Ontology annotation, molecular function: ATP binding; protein serine/threonine kinase activity. The transcript is spliced from 2 exons. The coding region runs from base 1 to 1872 and encodes 623 amino acids. NCBI's taxonomy places the organism in Eukaryota, Heterolobosea, Eutetramitea, Acrasida, Naegleriidae.